Molecule: messenger RNA, 1538 nt
Organism: Humulus lupulus (European hop)
Lineage: Eukaryota; Viridiplantae; Streptophyta; Magnoliopsida; Rosales; Cannabaceae
Product: GDSL esterase/lipase At2g04570-like
Exons: 3
Coding region: 33-1118 (361 amino acids)
Molecular function (GO): hydrolase activity, acting on ester bonds
Source: RefSeq, a predicted model, not a curated record
UACACACAUGUGAGGAGGGCUUCAAUAUCUCAAUGCUGAGAAAACAUUAUCAAGCAACAAAUAUGGGAAGCCUACAAUACAAAAUUUGCUACAUGUUUAUCUUCCUGGCCGUACUUGUAUCUGAGAUUGUUGGUGCGAAAGUACCGGCGAUUAUCGUGUUCGGAGACUCGACGGUAGAUGCAGGCAACAACAACCAAAUCCCAACCAUAGCCAGAAGCAAUUUCCAACCAUAUGGGCGUGACUUCAUCGGCGGAAAGGCGACCGGAAGGUUCUCCAAUGGGCGGAUACCUACUGACUUCAUCUCAGAGGGUUUUGGCCUCAAACCUGCCAUUCCUGCCUACUUGGAUCCUUCUUGUAACAUUUCAGAUUUUGCUACUGGUGUCACUUUCGCUUCUGCUGGGUCUGGCUACGAUAAUGCAACUUCAUCAGUGCUUUCUGUAAUACCACUAUGGAAAGAGUUGGAAUACUACAAAGAGUACCAAAAGAAACUGAAAGCAUACCAAGGAGAAGAGAAGGGAAAGGAAACAAUAAGUGAAGCUCUUUACAUGAUGAGCCUUGGAACAAACGACUUCUUAGAGAACUACUACACCAUCCCAGGCAGAUCAUCCAGGUACAACAUCCAACAGUACCAAGACUUUUUAAUUGGAAUAGCUGGCAAUUUUGUCAAGCAACUCUACGGACUUGGGGCUCGAAAAAUAUCCCUUGGAGGCCUCCCUCCUAUGGGCUGUCUCCCCUUGGAGAGGACCACAAAUUUUUUUGGCAGAAAUGGCUGUGUGGAGAGGUACAAUGUUGUGUCUUUGGAGUUUAAUGGGAAGCUCGAGAAACUCGUUUCUGCACUCAACAAGGAACUCCCUCAGGUCAAGAUCGUCUUUUCCAAUCCUUAUAAUCCACUUUUGAGCAUCAUCAAACAGCCUUCUUCCUAUGGAUUCGAGGUGAGCUCGGUGGCAUGUUGUGCGACAGGAAUGUUCGAGAUGGGUUAUUCUUGCAAUCGAAAUAACAUGUUCACUUGCACAGAUGCCAACAAGUACGUCUUCUGGGAUUCAUUCCAUCCCACCGAGAAAACUAGUCAUAUCAUCGCUGACUUUCUUCUCAAGAAUGUUCUCACUCAGUUUCUUUAAUUAAUUACAACAACCCUUUUGCUAUGGUACUGCUAUUCAUCACAAUAUAUAUAUACCUCGAUUGCUUGGAUAUCCAUGAGACCCAUUUAUUAGCUUGAGUGUUUUUCAUCUAUUUAAGCUAUGGCAUGGUCAAAACAUAUUCUUUUCUCUUAAACUCUAUGACUAGAACAUUAUGUAUCUUCUUAAUAUAUUAUAUUCUGUAGCUAGUUAUUUUCUGCAUUUUCAUUAUUCUGUGUAUCAUCUCGGAGUUAGUUAUCAUAAAUAGCUACGUGUCCUUUUCAGCUUUAUGUAUGUAAUUGGUAAUAUAUGUGUGCAUGAGAGAGUGAAGUGUAUGUAAAAUAUUUCUUGUUUAAUUAUUGGGGUGAAGAAAAUUUUAUGUACUAUCUUUUAAUAAUUCAUGUAUUAUGAGUUUCUUUCGUA